UGAUAGAAAGUUGGAUAGGGUGCGUUCUUCUUCUUUUUCUUAUUAUUAAUAUGAAUGCAGGAGGUGUUGAUAUCCGUCCUUAUGUAGAGUCAGAUUUGAAGAGAGCUGCAGCUAAGGUGAUUGACAAGGCUAAGGAGCUCUGUGCUGCUAAUUCGGUGAGUGAUGCUAUAUUUGAAGUGGUGGAAGGAGAUGCAAGGAAUGUACUGUGUGAUGCUGUGGAAAAGUUUAAUGCUGAUGUGCUUGUUGUGGGCAGCCAUGGCUAUGGAGCAAUAAAAAGGGUGGUGUUGGGGAGUGUGAGUGACUACUGUGCUCACCAUGCAGACUGCACUGUGAUGAUAGUGAAGAAACCCAAGCACAAGCACUGAGCCGAAUAAAUUCCUGCUCUUGUAAUAUAAAGACUGUCAAAACUGAAGGACCUAUAUAUAACUAAGCUUUGUAUAAAAUGUCUGUGUGAAGUGAAUACAAUUUGAAUAUACUUUAUAUUAUAUUUCAUUAAUAACAAGCACUGUUUGUCUCUA
This is a messenger RNA of Dendrobium catenatum, 518 nucleotides long. Its product is annotated as universal stress protein PHOS34-like. The transcript has 3 exons. Bases 51 to 365 code for a protein of 104 amino acids. NCBI's taxonomy places the organism in Eukaryota, Viridiplantae, Streptophyta, Magnoliopsida, Asparagales, Orchidaceae. The record is from RefSeq and is a predicted model, not a curated record.